Molecule: messenger RNA, 1645 nt
Organism: Dreissena polymorpha
Lineage: Eukaryota; Metazoa; Mollusca; Bivalvia; Myida; Dreissenidae
Product: shiftless antiviral inhibitor of ribosomal frameshifting protein homolog
Exons: 9
Coding region: 361-1215 (284 amino acids)
Biological process (GO): viral translational frameshifting; innate immune response
Molecular function (GO): ribosome binding; sequence-specific mRNA binding
Source: RefSeq, a predicted model, not a curated record
AUUAGACGGAAACAAAUAGCAUGCAAUCUAUCUUGGUUUAUCGGUCGUAACGCACCGUGAGAUUUUGUAAUCGCGUAUUACGUCAGAAUAGCAUCACUAUAUACAAGUGAUUUCGGUUGUUAUGUAUUCAUAUGUAACUGUCGAUAACUUGAGCGGAAAAUCAGUAACAUUUAAACUGGAUUAGGAGUCGAUUUAAAGGUAUAUUCACAGAGGCUUAAAACCCGGGAUAAAACAUCUGAAUACCCGGAACUGCACGGAUGCCAGUUCCUAUUACUUCUACAGCGGCGUAGAUAACCUCCAAACAUUGGGGAGGCGGUCUAGUUUCUGUACUGGGAACAUAAAGGGUGUUCAGCUUCUUAAAUGGCCAACGCUGCACAGAACCAACAUAAUCUCGGGGAAAAUGAUGAAAGAUGGAGAAAUGUUCAGAGUUUACGAGAGCUGUUCCAUGGCCGAUUCUCGGAACGAGAGGCGGAGACAAUCAUAAACCAUUUUCACGGGAACUUUCAACAAGCAGUUAAUUUUGGGUUCGAAGCAACUCAGGCUGAAAUUGAAGAUGUGCUGGGAAACGGUGAUGGAUGGCAGUUAGUAAUAUACGUACGUCAACAUCAGGUCGUGCAAGACCUGAACCGUAGAUACGAAAUUACGAAAGAGAUCCGCCAGUUCAGUUGUGGCCUUUGUAACACCAUGUGGUGGCGGAAAGUGCCGACCAGAAAAAUGGUUUCAAAAUGUAGGACGUGUAAAAAACGCAAGAAGGCACUUCCACGUGAUAAAGAGUGGGGCUGGGCUAGGUUUAAUUGCGUUUGCGGAAAUGAGUACCAUCAUUUUGGAGCGAUGGACAUCAGAAUGUUGAGAGGCAGUAACGGUGUCCAGCUAUCAGGAAAGAGCAAGAGCUUGUGUUUCCGAUGUAAUCAGUAUUUGGUGGAACCAACGGAGAUUUUGCCGCCUCGUCGACGCCCUAGACGAAGCCUUCCCAAAGGCGCUCACUGCACAGCAUACAAUUGCUAUAAGCGAUACAUUCCUACCGUGCCGGAGCCCAUCGUACCAGUGUGCGUGCACCCAAGGUCUCUCCCUAUAACCGUGCUCGUAGCUGCCAACAGCCACACCAGCACCGGGUCCACUGUGGACACGUUCAUGUCCCAGGAUGAUCUGAUCACCGACAUCAACCCGUACGAGCCACGGUUUGCUGAUAUUGAUGAAGACGGUGACGAGGGUUGAUAUUGAAAUCAUAGGUUGAGAGUCUGUUGAAUACUAUAUAAAACAAAAUGAAGUUUCGUUUGAUUGUUUUUUAUUCAGUGAUGUUUUUUUUUCAGUGAUAUUAAUAAUGUAUAUCGCAAAAUUAAUCUUUUUUUUAUUUAAUAUCAAGUUUAUUUAUUUUUUCAUAUUGUGUCUGUCUAAGCUUUUUAACAUAAAUAAAGUAUUACUUCGAUUAACCAUAUAUAUAAACAAGUGAUCUCUCAUGUAUAUGAAUUGUUAAGCUGUGUCGCAACAAAGCUUUCGGCUUAUGAAAAAGCAUGUUACUUGAAAUUGUGUAUUUAAUGCAAAUAAAAACAUUGUAAAUAAGUCAGACAUUACAAUAAAUUAUGUAUCAUGAUUAUAAAAUUAUUUGUAUUGAUUUAAUUUUUAAAAUAAAAAUAAUAAUUUGUAA